AUGAUUUUCGAAUCUAAGUCCCUCCAACGUUUGAAUCUUCACUACUGCAACUUAAGCCACGAUGAUAUUCUUCACAGUGAUAUGUCGUCAUCAAUUCACCUCAAACAACUCCGCCUUUCGGACGUUUGUAUUACGGAUGAAAUUCUCGAGAAGAUAAUAUAUAGCUGCCCGUUGAUUGAAUUGAAGCUCAGUGGAUGCGUAGGGUUGAGAUCCAUCAGAAUCGAUAAACGGGCUCGCCAUCUCAAGCGAUUUGAAUGGUCUGGUUCAUACGACGUCAAAGAGUCGCCGAGUCUUGAAAUUGACGUCCCAUCUCUUGAGGAAAUCAAUAGUCACUCUGACUUCUUUUCGCACAACUUCCCUUGCCUUGAAAGUCUAUCCUUGAAAGAUUGCUAUGUCUUUGAGGAAUUUGAGCUGUCUAGUCGUUCAAUCAAGAAAUUUGAUUUGUCUAGUCGUGAUGUGUCGUUGAACAGUGUUAUUGAUGUGCCAAGCAUAGUCGUGUUUAAGUAUGAAGGUUAUGCUCCCGAAUCAUUUUCUUUCACAACAACUUCCAAAAAGUGGAAAUCGGAUAUAACACUGGGGCAUGAUCGUUUGUUCGAUGAGGCUUCACCAAGGUUGGGCAAAGUUGGUCAACUGCUCAAGGCAGUAAGCGGAUCCGAAAUAUCUCUAGAUAUUAGGCAGUUUGAUAUAUCUCCGCAUUUCGCGUCGUCUUUUAUGGACAAUCUAUUUUGCAUUUGUCGUCCGAGAAUUAUACAACGGUCUCUUGUUGUUGGCCCUGAAUCCGAAUGGAAGUUUCACAAACGGCACAACAAAACAACAGAGUUGAUGUGCAAGAUCCUGGGGAUGGAGAAGGGAAGAUUUGAAAGUGGCCGAAUAACAAGGGGCCGUCAAUGGCGACAAGAUCUUGAGAAAGUAAUAUUUGAGACUUUUGAUAGAAACGAGGAAGAAUGGCAUCCUGUCCUAGAGAGAAGUUGGUCAAAAUUUUGGGAAACAUUGUUGCCAGAGGAUGAUUCUAAGAGCGUGAAGCACUGCAUGCGCUUUCGAUUGACCUGGAGAGAAUAA
Striga hermonthica is the source of this 1059-nucleotide messenger RNA. The record is from the annotation of a GenBank genome assembly. Lineage: Eukaryota; Viridiplantae; Streptophyta; Magnoliopsida; Lamiales; Orobanchaceae.